CGCGCCGUCGACUUGUGUCGUGAAAUGUGAACUCGAAACACGGCAUAGGAAGGGGAACACCGUAAGGAGCCAAACUAGAAUGGACUUUUCAAGGGAGUUACAACGGUAACUUCACCAGCUUAUUCAUCAAGAUGCUAUGGUUAAUGUUGAAAAGAGGCCCUUUCUCCAGCCUAAUGCGUAGAUGUCGCCAUCACAAAGGAUUUGGACAUAAUAAUGACAUAAACAAGAAUGUUAUCAUCAUUGAGAGACAGUGUCAUGGACAGGGUCAUUCAGACCAGAUGAAAAGAUGGAACGUGAUGUUCUUUGGCACUGAUCAUUUCUCACUUCCUCAUCUGCAAAUGAUGGAAGAAUCAAGACAGAAAGGACUCUUGAUUAACAAGCUAGAAGUUGUAGUUCCACAAAGCACAUUUAUCAAACGGCGAGGUAGGACUAGGAAACCGUCUCCAGUCUGGGAGUUUUGUCAGGAACACCAACUCACCUGUCGCCAAUGGCCUUUGGAUAGUAACGUCUCUGGUUUUGAUGUUGGCAUUGUUGUUUCUUUUGGUCAUCUAUUACCGGAGGGGCUAAUGAAAGGCUUCCCUUUAGGUAUACUGAAUGUUCAUCCCAGUCUCUUGCCAAGAUGGAGGGGAGGUGCACCUAUCCAGCAUACAAUACUCAAUGGUGAUGAAGUCACUGGAGUCUCUAUUAUGAGAAUCCUCCCAAACAGAUUUGAUGUUGGACCUAUUUUACUUCAGAGGCAAUAUGAUGUACCAUGCAACAGUACUACAAAGAGUCUUACAAAUGUUCUUGCCAAAAGGGGCUCAGAAAUGUUGAUAGAAGUCCUCCACAAUUUACCCAAGUUAAUUGCAAACGAGAUGCCUCAGAAGAAAGAUGGAAUUACAUUGGGACCAAAGAUACCACCUGCGUUAGCCUGGAUAGACUGGGACGCUACACCCCAGGAGAUAGACAGGUUGUUCAGGGCCAUCGGACAAGAGAUGCCUCUGAAGAGUUUAUUUGGAAGUGAAGAAAUGAGAUUGGAACAAAUGGUACAUUCUAAUUAUUGCUCAGAUAUGUCACUUUCUGAUGUGGAUGAGCCAGGUUUUAUUUCUUUCAACAAGAAUAACAACAUCCUCUAUGUACGCUGUAAGGAUGGCUGGGUUGGAUUCCGCUCCAUCUCUCCGAUCGGUCGUAAGAGGAUGACAGCCAAGGAGUUCUAUAAUGGUUAUCUAUCAGGUAGGAGGAGAGAUGAUGAUGAUGAAAGGAGAUGUUUUAGGAAUCGUGAUGUCACAGAUAGAUGACCCUGGGAUCGGUAGGAAUCGACUUCCGUGUAAACCAAUGCGAAAGACCAGAUUAUUUCUGAGUCCUGCUUCAUCUUUACCCACACAGUCAAAUCUGUGUUAGUUGGAUAUCCAAGUAUGAAGACUGUCUGAAGUUGCUGGGUUUUUAUUUUGUGUCCCUUGUGAGAGGAAUUACUUGUUAAAGCAAUCUAGAAAUGCCCAUUUUCAGUACGGCUCAAUGCGACAGAAUGAGAUCAAUGGUUACUAACACAAGAGUUUUCUAUCUUCUGUAAGUAAUGGUCAUAAUUGAGGACAUGAUAUUGAAUUUUAUUACAUUUGCAUGCCGCCAUGCUGUAUUUCGAUUGACAAUAUCUCUCUCCCCAAUUCUGUUUUCAUUGUUUGCAUGUUAGAAGAUCAUAUAGGGUAUAACUGAACUGGGGAAGAACCCUUUUUAAAACAGAUGUCUAGGAGGUUACCAGUGGGAAUUUCAAUUUGAUUAUUUUCCAUGAAUGACUAUCAGUCUCACAAUCAUGCAAAUUGAAACCUCUUAAAAAAACCCAACUGAAAACCCGAAAUCGUACCUACCCUGUUCAAUUGAAAAUUCAAAACAUAGCUGAAUAGUAUUUGUCAUUUAUCAUCACUAUUUGAUUCAUCGGUUUCAUUCUCAGUGGAUAGACGCAAAUUUUGUCAUUUGGUUGACAAGUAUGAUUCGGAUGGCUAUCUGACAAGUCACAACUCUGUGGAUCAGCUAUCAAUAACUUACGGUUGACAGUCUUUAACUUUCCUGCCAUGGAGUGGGUUGAUACUAUAGACAUCACCCUCAUUUGGUGAUGUUGACAAUGAAUAAGGCUCCAUGAAAUAAUUGUCCAUCUUAUUUUCAUUGUGAAAGCCAUCUUCAAAAUUACCCUCUGCCCAAUCAGGCUGUAUCUCUCUAUCAUGUUUGACCUUAUUCUCCAUGGCCCGUAUUCUGAAGUCAGGUUUAACUUAAACUCAGGUUUAAAGUUGUGUUUUAAAGUAUAGAUAG
Lytechinus variegatus (green sea urchin) is the source of this 2280-nucleotide messenger RNA. RefSeq names its product methionyl-tRNA formyltransferase, mitochondrial-like. The coding region runs from base 132 to 1277 and encodes 381 amino acids. The transcript has 11 exons. Gene Ontology annotation, cellular component: mitochondrion. Gene Ontology annotation, molecular function: methionyl-tRNA formyltransferase activity. Gene Ontology annotation, biological process: conversion of methionyl-tRNA to N-formyl-methionyl-tRNA; biosynthetic process. The record is from RefSeq and is a predicted model, not a curated record. NCBI's taxonomy places the organism in Eukaryota, Metazoa, Echinodermata, Echinoidea, Temnopleuroida, Toxopneustidae.